GUGCAUGUGUCUGUACAUGGGCAUGUCUCCAUGUGUGAUAGGUGUGAUAGUGUGAUUGACUGGUCACCCAGCUAUGUACAAGGCACUCCCUGAUCAGCCAGAGUGAAUCAGCAUGAAUCUCUCUGUGAAGUGUAACCUGGUGAUGAAUGAACAAUACCAGGGUAUCAUCAUUCAACAGAAGAGAGGAAGGGCAAUAGAAAGGCAAUCCCCACUGUCACUCCAGCAUCAGAGAAAGUAAACAGAGAAACACUUGUAUUGUAUAUUUUAUAGUCAUUGACCUUCCCUUUCUAUCUACAGUGAACUAAUGAUUAAUCAGAAUAAAAGCCUAUUGAGGCAAGAUAUUUGAAUAACUCAGGUGUUAAGGAUUUGUUUUGGUCAUGGUAGCUCAUGCCUUUUGUUCUAGCAGUGGGUGGAGCUCUGUGAGUUCAAGGCCAGCCCAGUCUACAUUUGAGAGUUCCAGGCCAAAGGGGCCCACAGUGAGAUUCUAUCUCAAAAACAUUUUUCAAAAAGAGCACUUUUUUAUUCUUGCAAAAGACCCCAGGCUCAGUUUCCAGCACCAUAUGGUGGUUUACAACUGUCCUUAACUCCAGUUCCAGGGGAUCUGGCAUCCUCUUCUGGCCUUUGAGGGCAUGAGGCACACACACAGUAUGCAAAUACACACACGCAAAACAUUCAUAUACAUAAAAUAAAUUAAUCUUUUAAAAAAUCUUGCUAGGGAGGGUGGUGGUGCAUGCCUUUAAUCCCACUUGGGGAAGCAGAGACAGGUGGAUCUCUGUGAAUUCGAGGCCAGCCUGGUUUACAGAGCUCCAAAGCUAGAGAGACCCUGUCUCAGAAAAAGAAAAAAGAAAAACAAAAUCACGCUGCCUUAAGGAACCUUUCCCUGAUGCCCAGUCAUACAAGCCCUGGUGUGCCAACCUUGGUUCCUCCCAGGAGCACGAGCACUAGAGGAUUGACUCUGAGGUCCAGGGAAAUGCUACCUAGGUUGGAAUUCUGGCUCACUGACAUAGAAGGUCCCAGAAACUCUCUUUCUGAUCUUCUUGCACUGCUCUGAGACUUGUUUCUAUUUGUUCUUAUGGAAAUCACAUAAAGCAAGCAGGACAGAUAGACAGGCCCCACCAGUCUCUAAAGACAGAGAUGGAAAUCAGCCCUGGUUUCUGCCCAGGCCAAGGGCUUAGAGGAAAGCAAACAGGAGGGACAGUUUCUGGCUGUUGCUCAAAACCUCCAGUUCAUUAAACAAGAACAGGAAUUAAAAAAAAAAAAAAAAAAGCGUACUCCCCUUCUCGGCAGCUGGGUCUUUUCCAGGAAGGAGAAAGCGAAAGCUACCAUAAGGAUCACAUUAUUGGUCACCUGGAGGGGUGGCAGAGGGCUCCCUGUGACCAGAGAGUCACAUUUCACAAACCUCAUAGGCAGAAGUUGUGUUCAGGGCACUGGAAAGUGCCCACGUGAGCCUCGGCUCGUCCUCCCUCCCUGGCCAGCCUAUCUCCCUCCACAGUAAAUAUGAAACAGGCUCGAUUCUCCUGCAUACAGUACACACCCCUGCUCCUAUUGACUCUGCGGUGCAGUGAGAACUUGUGCCAGAAGGUGCAGAAAAGCCACAAAGGGAAUGACAGAGCUCUCCUGACUCUGAAAGCAACGUGGCUCCUCUUGCCUGCCCCCUUUGUCACUGUGCCAGUUGCUAGAAAACACUUCUGCUUUUCUUCAUGAAAACAUUGCAUGGGGGUCAUUGCUUCAACGCCAGGGUCAACGGCUCCAGCUCCUGCUUUUGCCCAGGUGUCCAACUCGAAUAAACUAACUCCUGGAUCUUAGAAAAAUGAAAUAUGCCCCCCUCAACUCAGACCCACCUCCCACUCAAACAUCUAAUGCAAGGGCUGGAGCCUGAUUCCCCACUCCCUGGUGCUCUGGGUAUCUCCUUUAUGACAGUGAGGCCAGGGUAAUCCAGUGAGCCAGCAACCAGAGAAAACAACCACACUGGCUGCAGGUCUGCAGGUUAGCACUACUCAGGUGGUGUCCAUGUAAAGAAGGUGCAGGCGCAGGCACGGGAUGCUCCGACCCUGGGCUGGCUGUUAAGGUCCCUAAGCAGACAUGACCAACACUUAACUCAAGUCCCCAUUCCCCACACCCCUCCCCAACCCCUGCUUAUGCUGAACUCAGAUGAGCCCAGCAGUGCUCUGUCCACUCUCUAAAGAAUACUAUGGAGUCUUCAUAGCCUAAUCCUUCAAACCAGCUGUUUCCAGGAAUUGAAACUGAAACCAACUUUCAUCCCAGCCUUGGCAUGCAGGACUCAGAUAUAUUGACUGCCUGGCAAAAAAAACAAAGUCUCUGGCAGAAAGGCAAUACCCUCAGUCAGCCAGCUCCUAAUCCUUCCUGACGGUAUCUCAGAAGGACUCCAGACCUCUGUAUCUCAUCUCUAGACAUCCUGGGUCUGCAUUCCAGUUCUAGAUCGGUCCAUUAGAAAUUCUGCUGAGGGACAGCAACGUUUUUCUGGAAGGCAGCUGACAUCCGGACCCCACAUAAUCCCUCCUCUGGAGCUGGGUGUAAGGACUAUUAAGUGAGAUAAGGCAUUCGAAGGACCCAGCACAGACUCACAGACACGGGACCUUCUUGCCGUGUGGUUAAAGUGAAGGAGUGGAGGAAGAACCCGAGGAACGACCUCCUCGGAGACCCCAAUAAAACCAGAGAGCCUCACCAAGAGAACUGAGAGGUGUGCAGAGAGCAUCACACGGAUCUUGUCAUGAAACCGUCACACAAGUCCUGGGAGGUAGAACCACUACUCCCCAACAUGACAGAGACCCCUUAUGCUCCAUUGAAUUCAUCCUUCGCCUUUGCCACAUCAUAUCAAACAGGGGGCAGCAUUUUACCUGAAGUCAGCAGGACUGUUGAAAGGGCCUUGAGAGAAGGGAAAAUGUUGGAUGUGGUAUAUGGCAUCAAGGAGACCGUGGCAGCAUUGUCCCAAACUCCAGUGAACAUCACUGUGACUGGAGACUCGGGCAAUGGCAUGUCAUCUUUCAUCAAUGCACUCCGAAUCAUUGGCCAUGAGGAGGAUGGCUCGGCUCCCACUGGGGUGGUGAGGACCACCCAGACACGGGCGAAGUACUUUUCAUCCCAAUUUCCCAGUGUAGUACUGUGGGACCUACCUGGCUUGGGGGCCACAGCCCAAACCAUAGAUAACUAUGGGGAAGAGAUGAAAUUCAACAUGUAUGAUCUGUUCAUCAUCAUCGCCUCUGAGCAGUUCAGCUUGAAUCAUGUAAAUCUUGCCAAAGUCAUCCAGAGGAUGGGGAAGAGGUUCUAUAUUGUCUGGACCAAGCUGGACAGGGAUCUCAGUACAUGUGUCCUUUCAGAGGUCCGGCUCCUACAAAGUAUAAGGGAGAAUAUAGAGGAGACUCUCCAGAAAGAGAGGGUGAACAUACCCCCCAUAUUCUUGGUAUCCAAUCUAGACCCUUUACUACAUGACUUUCCAAAGCUUAGGGACACGCUGCAUAAAGACCUCUCCAACAUCAGGUGCUGUGUGCCCUUAAACAUUCUUUCUGGCACCUGUGAGAAGAUCAUUGAUGAAAGAAUGGCCUUCUUGAAGGAGAGAGUAGGCAACGGAUGUUCGGAGAAUUCUGUUUGCAUCAGGGAUGAUGAUGACCUGGAGGAGUGCCUGAAAGUGUACCGACUAAAAUUUGGUAUAGAUGAUCAGUCACUUCAGCAGGCAGCCCAGAGCAUGGGGACAGUAGUACAAGAGUACAAGGCCGACAUGAAGUCUCAAAACAUGCACACUCUCCGCAGAGAGGACUGGAAACUGAGACUGAUGACUUGCAUAUUGGUGAGGGCAUUCUUCAGCAUUCUGGAAUGUUUCCCAUGCCUACGUCGCUGUGUCCUCUCGUUCAGAUGCAAAAAACACAGACGUGUGCUUCAAUUAGUUGCCCAGGACACCAAGAUCAUCCUGAAGAAAAUCCUGAAAGGCUCCAUCGGUCCCCCUCACAUCUAGUGUAGGGAGGGAGUGGGCUGGCACCCUUCUCACAUGGAAGCCAGACUGCCUUGGGUCUCUCCUGGGUCCCUAUUUAUCCUCUAAAAAUCAAGACAUAAAACAACACUCUCUAUAAGAGUCUUAGAUGCUUUGAGAGGAGUUUAAAAUCACUCAUUUCCCUUGCCUCAAAUCUAAUGCAUUGUUCCACUGAGGGACAAGAAAAAAAAAAUGUUAAAAAUCAUUGAUCAUGAUUCUUAGAUUUGGAAUACAGAAACUUUUUUUCAGUUGUUAA
Phodopus roborovskii (desert hamster) is the source of this 4241-nucleotide messenger RNA. Its product is annotated as immunity-related GTPase family M protein 1. Gene Ontology annotation, biological process: defense response; cellular response to interferon-beta. The record is from RefSeq and is a predicted model, not a curated record. The coding region runs from base 2732 to 3970 and encodes 412 amino acids. Gene Ontology annotation, cellular component: endoplasmic reticulum membrane. The transcript has 3 exons. Lineage: Eukaryota; Metazoa; Chordata; Mammalia; Rodentia; Cricetidae. Gene Ontology annotation, molecular function: GTP binding; GTPase activity.